AUGGCGGAACUACUGAUCAGUGGACAGACCGGGUACGUACCGGAGGACGGGCUCAGCGGACAGCAGCUGUUCGGAGGAGGAGAUGGCCUCACCUACAAUGACUUCCUGAUCCUUCCCGGGUACAUCGACUUCACAGCAGAACAAGUGGACCUGACGUCAGCCCUGACCAAACGCAUCACAAUGAAAACUCCUUUUGUGUCUUCUCCGAUGGACACCGUCACAGAGGCCAACAUGGCUAUCGCUAUGGCACUGACCGGUGGAAUCGGCUUCAUCCACCACAACUGCACUCCAGAGUUCCAGGCCAAUGAAGUUCGCAAAGUCAAGCGAUAUGAACAGGGCUUCAUCACGGACCCAGUGGUGAUGAGUCCAAACGAAUGCGUGCGAGACGUGUUCCAGGCCAAAGCUCGUCAUGGAUUCUGCGGCAUUCCCAUCACGGACAACGGGAAAAUGGGAGGGAAGCUGGUGGGAAUCAUCUCCUCUAGAGACAUCGACUUCCUGAAGGAGGAGGACCAUGACCUGCCACUAAACGAGGUGAUGACAAAGCAAGAGGAUCUAGUUGUGGCGCCAGCAGGAAUCACCCUGAAAGAGGCCAAUGGAAUCCUUCAAAGGAGUAAAAAAGGGAAACUUCCUAUUGUGAAUGAAGAGGGCCACCUGGUGUCCAUAAUCGCCCGCACAGACCUGAAGAAGAACCGAGACUUUCCAUUGGCCUCGAAAGACCCGAGGAAGCAGCUACUGUGUGGAGCAGCCAUCGGGACGCACAACGACGACAAGUACAGACUGGACCUGCUGGUGCAGAGCGGCGUGGACGUGGUGGUCCUGGACUCCUCUCAGGGAAACUCCAUUUUCCAGAUUAAUAUGAUCAAAUACAUAAAGGAGAAGUACCCAGAGCUGCAGGUGAUUGGAGGCAAUGUGGUGACCGCUGCUCAGGCCAAGAAUCUGAUCGAUGCUGGAGUGGAUGCGCUCCGGGUCGGGAUGGGCUCUGGCUCUAUAUGCAUCACACAAGAAGUUCUGGCCUGUGGUCGUCCUCAGGCCACUGCGGUCUAUAAGGUGUCUGAAUACGCUCGGCGGUUUGGAGUCCCGGUGAUCGCAGACGGAGGCAUACAGACUGUGGGGCACAGCGCUAAAGCACUAGCCCUCGGAGCUUCCACUGUGAUGAUGGGGUCGUUACUCGCUGCUACCACUGAAGCUCCAGGUGAAUAUUUCUUCUCUGACGGAAUCAGACUGAAGAAAUACAGAGGGAUGGGCUCACUGGAUGCGAUGGACAAGAACUUAGGAUCUCAAACUAGAUACUUCAGUGAGUGUGAUAAGAUCAAAGUGGCUCAGGGCGUCUCAGGAGCCGUGCAGGACAAAGGGUCCAUCCAUAAAUUUAUUCCAUAUCUCCUCGCUGGAAUCCAACACUCUUGUCAGGACAUCGGAGCCAAGAGUCUAACACAACUGCGCGCCAUGAUGUAUUCUGGAGACCUUAAGUUUGAGAAGAGGACCACGUCAGCACAAGUCGAGGGAGGAGUCCACAGUUUACACAGUUACGAAAAGCGCCUUUUCUGA
This is a messenger RNA of Knipowitschia caucasica, 1545 nucleotides long. The record is from the annotation of a GenBank genome assembly. NCBI's taxonomy places the organism in Eukaryota, Metazoa, Chordata, Actinopteri, Gobiiformes, Gobiidae.